AGAAAUUCAUUGAAGCAGACGCGCAGUGGAGGCUUGUGUUGUCCGUUAACGGCCCGUGUAUUCCUUUAUUUAUUUAUUUUCUUCACCCUGGAUACGGACCAAUGAACCAGUUGGUAUAAAACGCGAUCGGUCGAUUAUAAGGCGGAAUAACGCACAGUUACCGCAGUGAAUGCCAUAAAAGGGAUUUCUCUUUUUUUUUUUUAAUAAGGUAUACUGGAUCACGACCACAACCAUGGAGAUUGUCACACAUUUAAUCAAUGACACAAUAGAAUUCUACAAAUGGACAUUAACUAUUGCAGACAAGCGAGUGGAGAAAUGGCCUCUGAUGGACAACCCCCUGCCCACACUGGCCAUCAGCACCUCCUACCUGCUCUUCCUCUGGCUCGGGCCCAAAUACAUGAAGAACAGAGAGCCUUUCCAGCUCCGCAAAACCCUCAUAGUGUACAACUUCAGCAUGGUCUUCCUCAACUUCUUCAUCUUUAAAGAGCUGUUUAUGGCGGCACGGUCCGCAAACUACAGCUACAUCUGUCAACGGGUGGACUAUUCAGACGACCCCAAUGAAGUCAGGGUGGCAGGAGCUCUGUGGUGGUAUUUCGUCUCAAAAGGCAUCGAGUACCUGGAUACAGUGUUUUUCAUCCUGAGGAAAAAAUUCAACCAGGUUACCUUCCUGCAUGUGUACCACCACUGUUCCAUGUUCACGCUGUGGUGGAUCGGCAUCAAAUGGGUGGCAGGAGGACAGUCAUUCUUUGGUGCACACAUGAACGCAAUGAUCCAUGUUUUGAUGUAUCUCUAUUAUGGCCUGGCCUCCUGUGGACCUAAGAUCCAAAAGUACCUGUGGUGGAAGAAGUAUUUGACCAUAGUCCAGAUGGUCCAGUUCCAUGUCACCAUCGGACACACCGCCUUGUCCCUCUACGUCAACUGCGACUUCCCUCACUGGAUGCACUACUCCCUCAUCUGCUACGCCAUCACCUUCAUCAUCCUCUUUGGCAACUUCUACUACCAGACCUACCGUCGUCAGCAGCCCAGACGUGACGCCUCCUCCUCCUCCAAAGCAAGCAAGGCCCUCUCCAAUGGGGCCCUCAAUGGGCUCAGCAAGGCCGCCAACGGAGCCUUGGUGAUGGGAAGCAAAGAGGAGAAACCCCAGGAGAACUCUGGGAGGAGAAAGAGGAAAGGAAGAGCUAAAAGAGAUUAAAGGAAAAGGAGUGAGAGGGGUUGAGGUGAGGUAGGGCCUUGUUUUGGGUUCUCGGUUGAUAGUGCUAAAACAGGAAAGGCUUAAUUUGAGGGAGAUUUAAAGGAAUGGAUUUAAGUGUGAUGUGUUUAUUUUAAGCCAUCUGAGUGUUGUAGAUACAAUCCUGAGAUGGGCCUGUGUUGGGAGAGGAUCAUUGUGUUAGUAAGAGGUGUCAAAGGUCAUGCCUAAGGUGGCUGUUUUCACAAAUAACUCAAAAAUACAGUAGUGUCUGGUAUGGGAUAGAGCCUGGUAUUCCUUCUCUUUAUUGUGGUGUAGGUUGUGGCUCUGCAGGAGUGACUUUCAGCUACAAACUGAGCCUGACAUGGAGACACCAAACCCAAAGUUCCCCAAUGCCCCAUCUGGCAAGCUGCAAACACCACAUGAGCCGCUUGAAAAAGAUAAUGUACCAUCAUUACAAGGUGAUCACUGCUGUACUGAGACAGGAAUACACAUAAUAUACACACAACCAGGUCAGCUUAUAUUUGAGCUUAUUAUUAUUAUUUUUUAUUUUUUUGCUGUUCUCCUUUACUGAUGUAAAACUGACAAUGAUGUAUAUGUCCUCAUCUCAUUCAACCUAUUACUGAUGUGACACGUGGGAAACCUAAGUUUACAGUACAUGACCUCCCACACAUCUACAGUCAUACACUAUACAGUUUUUGUUAUUCAUUUCACAUUUAGCUUUCUUCCACAUCUACAUUUUAAAGAAGGAAAAUAAAGUCAAUAUCCAGAGGAAAUGUGUGCAUAGAAAAAGAAAAAAUGGAUUUCUAACCAUUUGAGCCUAGGAUGAGACAUUUCAUUGCUGACGAAAUAAUCAUCAACUUGGCUCAAAGUGGGUUUUGGAUUUAGAUUUUCUAUUUCUAUACACAACCGUAUCCAAUUUUAUAUAUAUCUACAUGUAUUUAAUGUGAUGAAAUAACGAAUAAUAACCUGACGAUUAUCUCAGUGUUUCCCACUUUUGAAACGGAGGGCCAGUGGAGUUUUAUCUUUGCAGACAUUUACCUGUGUUUUUAUAUCCUUUCUGACUUUGUUCGUCUUACACGCUGGUAAAAAUGUUGUGUGCCGAACAAAGCGGCGGGAGAGAUCUGGGUUCCUUGUGUGUUUGCAGAGAACAAACUGAUGGCCAUUUAUGAUCCUACAUUAAUCUGGCCUUUCCCUGCAGUAGUCAGUCAAAUAUCUUUUUAUGUCUACUGUUUUCAGGCUCAAUUGAUAACCUGAGCUGGCUUGAAUGUAAAAUUAUCAGGGGGUAAAUUAAAAGAUUAAGGCUAUGAUUUAUUUACAGAAAAGAUUCAGCUUACAUCUAUCGUGACUGUGUAUGCUCUGCCUGUAGUAUAUAGAGUAUAAAUCAGUGGUCGGCUCUAUAUCUGCAAAUCCAGCUUUAUGUCAUCUAACAACCAGUGUGUUUCGAUGUUAUUUAUCAGUUUGUUCUAUUUAUUUUUUUGUAAAUACCAACCGUCCCAUCGAGUUGAGAGUGCUUGUCUGUGUAUUUGUGUUCUUUUUGUGUUGUACAUAUUACAUGGUGAUAUUUUGUACACUGUGCAUUUGGGAUCUUCCCAGCUUAUUAACUUGGACAUGUCUAUGACCACAUUGCUUCUGUGUGUUUUUUUUUUUAUUUAUAUCAUAAUAAUGAACUCUCUUCAAAUUAAAUUAAACUGAAUGCCUGUUCAAA
Messenger RNA from Solea solea (common sole), 2894 nucleotides. RefSeq names its product ELOVL fatty acid elongase 4a (gene elovl4a). Gene Ontology annotation, cellular component: endoplasmic reticulum; endoplasmic reticulum membrane. The transcript has 7 exons. Gene Ontology annotation, molecular function: fatty acid elongase activity. The record is from RefSeq and is a predicted model, not a curated record. NCBI's taxonomy places the organism in Eukaryota, Metazoa, Chordata, Actinopteri, Pleuronectiformes, Soleidae. The coding region runs from base 233 to 1192 and encodes 319 amino acids. Gene Ontology annotation, biological process: very long-chain fatty acid biosynthetic process; sphingolipid biosynthetic process; fatty acid elongation, monounsaturated fatty acid.